AAAGACGCGACCGCAAACAGCGACAUCUUCUCGAGCAGCGUUUGGCUAGGACGAGUGUCCGGAGUAUUCUUGCAAAAAUGUGUAAAGUCAACAUGUUGAGGGCUUUUCUAAACCAGCGAUUAAGUGUGGCCAUUGAAGAAAUAGUAGUAGUGUUCGAACGAACCAUAACGGAGUACGAGGAGGAACUUUGUCGUGCGAAAGAGGAAAACGUGCGACAACGUCAACUGCUGGACUCGCUUUUUGUGCCUCAGUAUACCUUACAGAGAACAGAAGUCAGUGAAGAAAAGUUUUAUCCUGAGCAGCACAAGCCAGAACCCCCCCGCAUCAAGGAGGAAGAGCAGGAGGAUGACAUCACCAAUUUGCCCGUGACUGUUGUCCCUGUGAAGAGCGAAGGAGAUGCGGACAAAAGUCAAAGUGAGGAGAAACAUUGCGUCGAACCUCAAAGUGGCAGCUCGAGUCAACACUCGACUAAACAACAUGACGAAAACUGUUUUGGAGGAUUGCGAGCAGAAAGCUAUUUAGCUCCACUCUCCGAUACUGACGACGUCACGCCUCACUCGGCCGACAGCGAUGAAGAAGACAACUCCAGAGGUGAUCCGACAUACCAUGUCGGCAACAAACACUGGAAAUGUUCCCAGUGCGACAAAACGUUUGGAGUCAAGAUGAAUCUGAAAAGACACAUGAUCAUCCACACAGGAGAAAAACCUUUCGCCUGCUCUGUUUGUGGCAAACGAUUCACUCAGAAGGCACACUUGACGUCGCACUUCCGAACACACACUGGAGAGAAACCCUUCGCCUGCUCGUAUUGUGGGAAAAGAUUCUCCCGAAGCGAGUGUUUGAUCACGCACACCAGAACGCACACUGGCGAAAAACCAUUCCGCUGUAACGUUUGCGAUCAGAGAUUUUCGUAUAAGUACAAGAUUAAGAAGCACAAGUGCGUGGGUGAGAGGAGCGGCGCAAAUGCAACGGCAUUUCGCUCUGUGUUCACUUGUUCAUACCAGAAUGACAAAUAGUCGGUUUUUCGCCUAUCUAUUAGACUUCUCACUAAGUGAAAGUGUGAUCUCCAAAAAUUCUACCGGGACCCGCAUCACUAUCUCAAAAUUUUGUAUUGUUCUGGAUUUAUAUAUAAUGUCAAUUAACCAGAAA
This is a messenger RNA of Corythoichthys intestinalis (scribbled pipefish), 1146 nucleotides long. RefSeq names its product zinc finger protein 22-like. The coding region runs from base 78 to 1013 and encodes 311 amino acids. NCBI's taxonomy places the organism in Eukaryota, Metazoa, Chordata, Actinopteri, Syngnathiformes, Syngnathidae. The record is from RefSeq and is a predicted model, not a curated record. The transcript has 2 exons. Gene Ontology annotation, molecular function: RNA polymerase II cis-regulatory region sequence-specific DNA binding; DNA-binding transcription factor activity, RNA polymerase II-specific. Gene Ontology annotation, biological process: regulation of transcription by RNA polymerase II.